GGUCCGGGGUCGCCGGCCGGGGGCGGAGACCCGGAGCGGAGUUGCGCGCGCGUGAGAGACUCCAGCUGCAUGUCUGGGCUCCCCUGGGAGCGCCGCGGGUCCCGGCAAGGGUGCGGGUAGCUCGCGCUCUGCCUUCGCCUGUAGCUGCAAGCGCGAGAACAGAACGCAGGAUGCUCGCGGCCGCGGAAAGCCUCCUGCGCCUCCGCCCGGGGCUCAUCCUCCGCUGCGCCCCAGGCGCCGCUCGAGAGGCCACGCGGUGGCCGGUCGCACCCAUCUGGCCCCGGCAUCUCCCCCGCUGCUCCAGCGGCGGGGUCCCUAGCGAAUCUCGGCCCCAGAGUCCCGCAGCAGGGAAGGUCCACAGGGUCCCCGCCGAGCACAAACCUUCCCAGUUCGACAAGAAAAUCCUGCUGUGGACCGGACGUUUCAAAGCAAUGGAGGACAUCCCGCCUCGGAUCCCUGCUAAACUAAUUUGGUAUAGUAGAUCAAAGCCAAAUGGAUGGGUAAAAAAAUCAGAUCUUUUAGGUUUCAUCUGGAACAAAAGUGAACAACAAAUGCCAGAAAUGAUAGAUGCUGCAAGAAACAAAGCUCGAGUGAAAGCUUGUUACAUAAUGAUUGGACUCACAAUUAUCGCCUGCUUUGCAGUGAUAGCAUCAGCCAAAAGGGCUGUAGAACGACACGAAUCCCUGACAAGUUGGAAUCUGGCAAAGAAAGCAAAGUGGCGUGAAGAAGCUGCAUUGGCUGCACAGGCUAAGGCUAAAUGACGUUCUAAGUGACCAAGUGUUCAUCAGAAUGUCAUCACUAUUAUCUGCAACAAUAAAAGAUAGGUAAAAUAGAAUACUGAACAAAA
This is a messenger RNA of Pteropus alecto (black flying fox), 847 nucleotides long. RefSeq names its product family with sequence similarity 162 member B (gene FAM162B). The transcript has 5 exons. The coding region runs from base 171 to 761 and encodes 196 amino acids. NCBI's taxonomy places the organism in Eukaryota, Metazoa, Chordata, Mammalia, Chiroptera, Pteropodidae. The record is from RefSeq and is a predicted model, not a curated record.